Molecule: messenger RNA, 753 nt
Organism: Hydractinia symbiolongicarpus
Lineage: Eukaryota; Metazoa; Cnidaria; Hydrozoa; Anthoathecata; Hydractiniidae
Exons: 2
Coding region: 1-738 (245 amino acids)
Biological process (GO): DNA integration
Molecular function (GO): nucleic acid binding
Source: RefSeq, a predicted model, not a curated record
AUGGAGACUAUAAGUAUAUCCUUCAUUCCAUUGAUCAUUGGUCAUUGGUCGAGAUUUAAUUUUCUUGCUGCCCUGGAGAGAAAGGAAAGCGCUCCAAUCACUGUUGAGUUGGAAAAAAUAUUUUCAUUGUUCGGACCACCAAAGAUCUUUCAUUCCGAUAACGGUUCAGAAUUUGUAAAUAAAUCAGUAGAUCAUCUUAUCGAAGCUUGGCCAGGGGAGAUUCAGGUGGUUCGUGGUCGUCCUCGCCAUCCACAGAGUCAAGGCAUGAUAGAACAGGCUCAUAUCAAUGUGGAGCAUAAAGUAUCAGUCAUGAUAGCUGAGUGUGCCAGUGAAACUAAACCUUGGAGCUCGUGGUUGCCACAAAUAUGUUGUAGGUUGAUAACAAUAGUUCCGAAAUGCAGAUCGAAUUGUCGUUACUUAUUUUUCAUUUUUUCAAUAGAUGCCAUCAACACACAACAACACAGCGCUACAGGAUUUACUCCCUACGAGCUGGUAUUUGGACAGCCACCAUCAACCACAAUCAUACCGACUGUUUCAAAACAGUCGAAGGUUAUCACUGAUUCGAACUUUGAUAACGAUGAAGACAUCGACUUUUUCUCCAUACCUGUUAAAGAACAAAUGAAUUACAAACGUCAUGCUGAACAGCCACACGAUGGCGAAGAGAAUACGAAUUCGAAGAACGUCACAAAUGAAGCACAUGUUAUUGAAGACGAUUGCGAAACUUGUUGUAAGUACUGACACGUUUUUAAAAAA